Carlito syrichta (Philippine tarsier) is the source of this 3105-nucleotide messenger RNA. RefSeq names its product adhesion G protein-coupled receptor A2 (gene ADGRA2). Gene Ontology annotation, cellular component: Wnt signalosome; plasma membrane. Gene Ontology annotation, biological process: central nervous system development; sprouting angiogenesis; cell surface receptor signaling pathway. Gene Ontology annotation, molecular function: protein binding; G protein-coupled receptor activity. The transcript is spliced from 19 exons. NCBI's taxonomy places the organism in Eukaryota, Metazoa, Chordata, Mammalia, Primates, Tarsiidae. The annotation marks the transcript as partial. The record is from RefSeq and is a predicted model, not a curated record.
UGGCACCUUCUCCUGUCCCUCAGGCUCUUAAGUAACAACAAGAUCACCGCGCUUCGCAACGGAUCUUUCCUGGGACUGUCCCUGCUGGAGAAGCUGGACCUGAGGAACAAUGUCAUCAGCACCGUGCAGCCUGGCACCUUCUUGGGCCUCGGGGAACUGAGACGCUUAGACCUCUCCAACAACCGGAUUGGCUGUCUCAGCUCUGAGACCUUCCAAGGCCUCCCUAGGCUUCUCCGACUAAACAUAUCUGGAAACAUCUUCUCCAGUCUGCAGCCCGGGGUCUUUGAUGAGCUACCAUCCCUUAAGGUGGUGGACUUUGGUACCGAGUUCCUGACCUGCGACUGCCACCUGCGCUGGCUGUUGCCCUGGGCCCGGAACCGAUCUCUGCAGCUGUCAGAGCGAACGCUCUGCGCCUACCCCAGUGUCCUGCACGCCCAGGCCCUGGGUGGCCUCCGGGAGGCCCAGCUCUGCUGUGAGGGGGCCCUGGAGCUGCACACACACCACCUCAUCCCAUCCCUGCGCCAAGUCGUGUUUCAGGGGGACCGGUUGCCCUUCCAGUGCUCUGCCAGCUACCUGAGCAACGACACCCGCAUCCACUGGUACCACAACCGGGCGCCCGUGGAGGGCAACGAGCAGGCGGGCAUCCUCCUAGCCGAGAGCCUCGUCCAUGACUGCACUUUCAUCACCAGUGAGCUGACCCUGUCUCACAUCGGCGUGUGGGCCUCCGGCGAGUGGGAGUGCUCUGUGUCCACGGUCCAGGGCAACGCCAGCAAGAAGGUGGAGAUUGUGGUGCUGGAGACCUCCGCCUCCUACUGUCCUGCCGAGCGUGUCGCCAACAACCGUGGUGACUUCAGGUGGCCUCGAACUCUGGCUGGCAUCACAGCCUACCAGUCCUGCCUGCAGUACCCUUUCACCUCGGUGCCCCUGAGCGGGGGUGGCCCAGGCACCCGAGCCUCCCGCAGGUGUGACCGAGCCGGCCGCUGGGAGCCAGGGGACUAUUCUCACUGCUUGUACACCAAUGACAUCACUCGGGUGCUCUACACCUUCGUGCUGAUGCCCAUCAAUGCCUCCAAUGCACUGACCCUGGCUCACCAGCUGCGAGUAUACACAGCCGAGGCUGCCAGCUUUUCGGACAUGAUGGAUGUAGUCUACGUGGCUCAGAUGAUCCAGAAAUUUUUGGGUUAUAUUGACCAGAUCAAAGAGCUGGUGGAGGUGAUGGUGGACAUGGCCAGCAACCUGAUGAUGGUAGACGAGCACCUGCUGUGGCUGGCCCAGCGUGAGGACAAGGCCUGCAGCCGCAUCGUGGGUGCCCUAGAGCGCAUCGGGGGGGCUGCCCUCAGCCCCCAUGCCCAGCACAUCUCGGUGAGUGCAAGGAACGUGGCCCUGGAGGCCUACCUCAUCAAGCCGCACAGCUAUGUGGGUCUGACCUGCACAGCCUUCCAGAGGAGGGAGAUCGGGGUACCAAGUGCACAGCUGGGUGGCCCUGGCCACAGCCCCCCGUCUGAGCCCGAGCCCUUGGCUGACCAGCAGCUCCGCUUCCGCUGCACCACCGGGAGGCCCAACAUUUCUCUGUCUUCCUUCCAUAUCAAGAACAGCGUGGCCCUGGCCUCCAUCCAGCUGCCUCCCAGUCUGUUCUCAUCCCUUCCGGCUGCCCUGGCUCCUCCAGGCCCCCCAGACUGCACCCUGCAACUGCUCGUCUUCCGAAACGGCCGCCUCUUCCGCAGCCAUGGCAACGCAUCCCGUCCUGGAGGCACUGGGCCCAGCAAGAGGCGAGGCGUGGCCACCCCUGUCAUCUUUGCAGGAACUAGUGGCUGUGUCGUGGGAAACCUGACUGAGCCAGUGGCCGUUUCGCUGCGGCACUGGGCUGAGGGGUCCGAACCUGUGGCUGCUUGGUGGAGCCAGGAGGGGCCCGGGGGACCUGGGGGCUGGAACUCGGAAGGCUGCCAGCUCCGCUCCAGCCAGCCCAACGUCAGCUCCCUGCACUGCCAGCACUUGGGCAACGUGGCCGUGCUCAUGGAGCUGAGUGCCUUCCCCCGGGAGGUGGGGGGCUCGGGGGCAGGGCUGCACCCCGUCGUGUAUCCCUGCACAGCCCUGCUGCUGCUCUGCCUCUUCUCCACCAUCAUCACCUACAUCCUUAACCACAGCUCCAUCCAUGUGUCCCGGAAGGGCUGGCACAUGCUGCUGAACCUGUGCUUCCACAUGGCCAUGACCUCCGCCGUCUUCGCAGGGGGUAUCACACUCACCAACUACCAGAUGGUCUGCCAGGCGGUGGGCAUCACUCUGCACUACUCUUCAUUGUCCACACUGCUCUGGAUGGGCGUGAAGGCCCGAAUCCUCCACAAGGAGCUCACCUGGAGGGCGCCCCCUCCACAUGAAGGGGACCCUGCCCCGCCUGCUCCUCGUCCCAUGCUGCGGUUCUAUUUGAUCGCUGGCGGGAUCCCACUUAUCAUCUGUGGCAUCACAGCUGCUGUCAACAUCCACAACUACCGGGACCACAGCCCCUACUGCUGGUUGGUGUGGCGUCCGAGCCUGGGCGCCUUCUACAUCCCGGUGGCCUUGAUUCUGCUCAUCACCUGGAUCUACUUCCUGAGCGCAGGGAUGCGUUUACGGGGUCCUCUGGCACGAAACCCAAAGGCGGGCAACAGCAGGGCCUCCCUGGAGCACGGGGAGGAGCUGAGGGCUUCCGCCAGGUUCCGGAGCAGCGGCCCCCUCCUGAAUGACGCAGGUUCCCUUCUGGCUACCGGGAGCGCGGGGGUGGGGACGCCCGGGUUCCCGGAGGACGGCGACAGCCUCUAUUCCCCGGGAGCCCGGCUGGGGGCGCUGGUGACCACGCAUUUCCUGUACCUAGCCAUGUGGGCCUGCGGGGCUCUGGCCGUGUCCCAGCGCUGGCUGCCGCGGGUGGUGUGCAGCUGCCUGUACGGCGUGGCGGCCUCCGCCCUGGGCCUCUUCGUCUUCUCUCACCACUGUGCCCGGAGGAGGGACGUGAGGGCCUCCUGCCUGAACGGCGCCCCCAGGGGCAAGUACGACGACAGCAGCACGACGGGCACGGAGGCGGCGGGCGGCUGCAUGAAGACUGGCCUCUGGAAGAGCGAGACCACCGUCUAG